UAGUAGAAGCGGCAUUGAAGAAACUAAUAUCCAUUAUACACAUUUGAAUACAGAUUAUAUCAAAGAAAAGCUUAUUUUAAAAGAGUUUUGGCGAGCUUGACAACUCUGAAAUUUCAGAAUUUUUUAAUGGAAUGAAAUUCACGCAAAAAUGAAGUUCGUAGAUUUAAAGUCUCAAGUUCUACUACAUGUUAUAUUGAUGGCAUCCCAACUGAUUCAAGUUUCGUGUAGAUCUAUAGAUGAACUGAUUGCCGGGGCAUCGAGUGGCUUCUAUCUGAAAGAAGUAGAGUCGGGGUCGGUCAUGCGUGAACUUGAUAUGGUCUUGACCACACAACAAUACAACGCCUUGUAUGAAUCCAGUUCUGCCAGUGGUGAGCAGAGGGUAAAGAAAUGGAAAAGAAAGGCUAUAAGGGACCAGGUUUACCGAUGGCCCAAGAAAGAGAUACCUUACGAAAUUGUUCCCAACAUAUUCAGCACCAGUGACUUGAGGGAGAUCAAUGCUGCCAUCGCUGAGUGGCAGAACUACACAUGUAUCACCUUUAGAAGGGCCACCAGAUCAGACGAAAACUACGUCACUAUCGACAACGGGGAUGGGUGUUCCUCCAGAGUAGGAAUGAUUCAAAGGCCCCAGACUCUAGGCCUUGCGCGCAGGUGUAGGGUUAAAGGCAUAAUUAUACAUGAGCUAGGCCACGCUGUCGGGUUCUUUCACGAGCAGAACCGCCCCGACAGGGACGACCACGUGACUAUUCUUAAGAAGAACAUAAAUUCGACUGCGUUAAGCAACUUUCGCAAGUACCCCGUCAAGGCUGUCAAUACGUACGGAGUACCUUAUGACUACAGUAGCGUGAUGCACUACGGAGGGCGCGCCUUCUCCAACAAUGAGGGACUUACCAUCCAGACAAAGGACCCGAGGUACCAGAACGUCAUAGGAAACCGAGAAGGUCUAAGCUUCAACGACAUCAAGCUGGCCAACCUUAUGUACAACUGCCACGACCGCUGCGGCAACAUCCAGUGCCCACAGCAAGGAUUCGUGGGCAAAGACUGCAGAUGUUGGUGUCCCGGAAGUCCUGUCCAGCUCUGCGCGAAAACUGGAACCGUGCAGACAACGCCCAAGCCUGUGACUCGAGCUACCUCGCCAGCCCCAACUUGCAGCGACAUGAACACCCGCUGUCAGAGCUGGGCAAAGGACGGUUACUGCAAUAGAAUCUCUUACAUCAGCAUGUACUGCAGAGCCUCCUGUGGAAAUUGUCAGACCAGUAACACUAAACUAAAAACGCAAAAUACCUAUGUGUUAUAAUAAAUGAAAAACUGUCAUAGAAUCCCCAUAUUGAUGAAACUAUCAAAAAAUCAAACAAAGCAUUAGGGUUUAUUAAAAGAAAUUUCUAUAAAUCAAAUAAGAACAUAAAACUAAAAUGUUAUUUAACCUUGGUUAGGCCAAUAAUAGAAUAUGCAUCCUCUGUUUGGGACCCCUCAACUCAAGAAAACAUUAAGAAACUGGAACAGACACAAAAUAGAGCAGUGAGAUUCAUAACAA
This is a messenger RNA of Biomphalaria glabrata, 1531 nucleotides long. Its product is annotated as blastula protease 10-like. Bases 149 to 1294 code for a protein of 381 amino acids. Gene Ontology annotation, biological process: proteolysis. The record is from RefSeq and is a predicted model, not a curated record. NCBI's taxonomy places the organism in Eukaryota, Metazoa, Mollusca, Gastropoda, Planorbidae. Gene Ontology annotation, molecular function: zinc ion binding; metalloendopeptidase activity. The transcript is spliced from 3 exons.